Messenger RNA from Lepidothrix coronata (blue-crowned manakin), 696 nucleotides. It is a transcript of the gene RHOV, whose product is annotated as ras homolog family member V. The record is from RefSeq and is a predicted model, not a curated record. The transcript has 3 exons. Bases 1 to 696 code for a protein of 231 amino acids. Gene Ontology annotation, biological process: small GTPase-mediated signal transduction. Gene Ontology annotation, molecular function: GTP binding; GTPase activity. Lineage: Eukaryota; Metazoa; Chordata; Aves; Passeriformes; Pipridae.
AUGCCUCCCCAGGAGCUCCUGGAUUACGCGCCCGCCCUGCGGAGACACAGCCCGCCCAGGGGCAGCGGCCCGGAGCUGGGCAUCAAGUGUGUGCUGGUGGGCGAUGGCGCCGUGGGCAAGACCAGCCUGGUGGUCAGCUACACCACCAACGGGUACCCCGACGAGUACCAGCCCACCGCUCUUGACACCUUCUCCGUGCAGGUCCUUGUGGAUGGAGCCCCUGUCCGGAUUCAGCUGUGGGACACUGCUGGACAGGAGGACUUUGACUGUUUGCGUUCUCUUUGUUAUCCUGACACCGACGUCUUCCUUGUCUGCUUCAGUGUGGUAAACCCAAGCUCCUUCCAAAAUAUUACUGAGAAGUGGAUCCCUGAGAUACGAACUCACAACCCCCGGGCACCAGUGCUGCUAGUGGGGACACAGGCAGACUUGCGGGACGAUGUCAAUGUCCUCAUCAGCCUGGAUCGCUACCAUGUGAAGCCUGUGCCCCGGCCUCAGGCGGAAGGUCUAGCUGACAAAAUCCGGGCUGAAGCCUACCUGGAAUGCUCAGCACUGACUCAAAAGAACCUCAAAGAAGUUUUUGACAUGGCCAUUGUCAGUGGUGUUGAGCACAAAGCACGGCAGGAAAAGAAGAUGACUGCCAAAGGCAUCAAGACUCUCUCCAAGUGCCGGUGGAAGAAGUUCUUUUGCUUUGUCUGA